AUGGCCAAGAGCUCGACCGCAGACCCCGCGCAAGGCUUUGACGCGUACAUCACGUCCGGCGGCACGUCAGAGAUUGAGAUUGGCGCCGUCACUGGCGGCUGGACGAGCUUCAGCGCCACACUUGCGGGAACCGGAGCUGACAACCCUGGUACCGUUCAAGGCCUGACUGAGGACCAGCUGAACAAGGCUGUGAGCCUCUACUACAGCAACACAUCGAGCUUUCAGCUUAGAGUCCGCCUGUUCCCUCCCCCCGCCUUCAAUGCAACCUUCACCGACACCGGGAGGAACAUCUUGCUGUCGGGCGUGCUGCUCGACCUCCGCGCCGCCACCACGUACCAGGACUCGAGCUUGUUCGACAAGCAGGCGCCCGUGAGCGACCUGUCAUACGCCGACAGCACGACGGGACGGCCGUGGGCCGAGUGCGGCCAAUACACAAGCCAAUGGUGGGGCGUCGACCUCGGGAGCGAGGUGUAUGUGCGCUACGUGCGGCUGCAGAACCGCAACGACUGCUGCGCGGAGCGGCUGACGGACGUCGACAUCUAUCUCGGCUCGACGGCGGAGACGUACACGGGCAACGCGCUGGUGAAGUCAGACGUGAGCGUGUUGUCGAACGUGAUGUUGGAGGUGGAGAUCAACGCGUUGGGGCGCUACAUCUACCUCAACCGGCCGUCUGCGGCGGGGCUGACGGUGUGCAAGUUCUACGUCUUCGCUUCGCCCGCGCCGCCGCCGUCACCAUCACCGCCUCCACCGCCGCCGCCUCCCUCCGCCUCGCCCUCGCCGCCGCCUCCCUCGGCAUCACCCUCGCCGCCGCCUCCCUCCGCCUCACCGUCGCCCCCGCCGUCGCCGCUUCCUCCGCCGCCAUCGCCGCCGCCGCCAUCGCCGCCGCCGUCGCCGCUUCCUCCGCCGCCAUCGCCGCCGCCGCCGCCAUCACCACCGCCGCCGUCGCCGCCGCCGUCGCCGCCACCGCCGCUUCCACCGCCGCCGUUAUCGCCGCCGCCGCCGCUUCCUCCGCCGCCAUCGCCCCCGCCGCCCAUCGCCGUCGCCCCCGCCGCCCUCAGCAUCGCCGUCGCCCCCGCCGCCAUCCGUGUCGCCGUCGCCGCCGCCUCCCUCGGCAUCGCCCUCGCCCCCGCCGCCGCCCGCCUCACCAUCGCCACCGCCUCCGUCCGCGUCGCCCUCGCCGCCGCCUCCUUCCGCCUCGCCGUCGCCGCCGCCGCCGUCCGCCUCGCCCUCUCCGCCGCCGCCCUCAGCAUCGCCGUCGCCCCCGCCGCCCCCAGCAUCGCCGUCACCGCCGCCGGCAUCCUUGUCGCCGUCGCCGCCGCCUCCCUCGGCAUCGCCCUCGCCGCCGCCGCCGUCAGCCUCGCCAUCGCCGCCGCCUCCCUCGACCUCGCCGUCACCACCGCCUCCGUCCGCCUCGCCCUCGCCGCCGCCUCCCUCCACCUCACCGUCACCACCGCCUCCGUCUCCACCCCCGCCCUCGCCGCCGCCUCCCUCCACCUCACCGUCACCACCGCCUCCGUCUCCACCCCCGCCCUCGCCGCCGCCUCCCUCCUCGUCGCCGGUUUCUUCGUCCUCAACAUUCGCGGCGAGGUGGACACCAUCCUCAACUUCACAUUCGUCGACGACAACUCGCAGGACCCGGUGACGGUGCCGAAUUUCGUGAUCUCCAUCUACGACUUUGACAGGGGCUGCAGCGGCCAGUCGGCUGGCUUGCGUAACAAAACGUGCGAUGGCGGCAGCUUUGAUCUCGGCGAGGUUGUGAUGGCCAAGAGCUCGACCGCAGACCCCGCGCAAGGCUUUGACGCGUACAUCACGUCCGGCGGCACGUCAGAGGUUGAGAUUGGCGCCGUCACUGGCGGCUGGACGAGCUUCAGCGCCACACUUGCGGGAAGCGGAGCUGACAACCCUGGUACCGUUCAAGGCCUGACUGAGGACCAGCUGAACAAGGCUGUGAGCCUCUACUACAGCAACACAUCGAGCUUUCAGCUUAGAGUCCGCCUGUUCCCUCCCCCCGCCUUCAAUGCAACCUUAACCGACACCGGGAGGAACAUCUUGCUGUCGGGCGUGGUGUUGGACUUUCCGGGUUGUCCGCCACCUAUACCGCCGUCCGCCUCGCCCUCGCCGCCGCCUCCGUCCGCCUCACCAUCGCCACCGCCUCCCUCCGCCUCGCCCUCGCCGCCGCCUCCCUCUGCCUCACCAUCUCCGCCGCCGCCCUCAGCAUCGCCGUCGCCCCCGCCGCCGUCCGUCUCGCCCUCGCCGCCGCCGCCCCCAGCAUCGCCGUCACCCCCGCCGGCAUCCGUGUCGCCGUCGCCGCCGCCUCCCUCGGCAUCGCCCUCGCCCCCGCCGCCGUCCGCCUCACCAUCGCCACCGCCUCCGUCCGCCUCGCCCUCGCCGCCGCCUCCUUCCGCCUCGCCGUCGCCGCCGCCUCCGUCCGCGUCGCCCUCGCCGCCGCCUCCCUCCGCCUCUCCCUCCCCGCCACCUCCUUCCGCGUCGCCGUCGCCACCGCCUCCCUCCGCCUCUCCCUCCCCGCCGCUGUCCGCCUCGCCGCCGCCGCUGCCGCCUCUGCCGCCGCCUCCCUCCGCCCUGCCUGCGCCGCCGCCGUCCGCCUCGCCGUCGCCGCCGCCGCCUGACGUGCAGCUGCUCGACCUCCGCGCCGCCACCACGUACCAGGACUCGAGCUUGUUCGACAAGCAGGCGCCCGUGAGCGACCUGUCAUUCGCCGACAGCACGACGGGACGGCCGUGGGCCGAGUGCGGCCAAUACACAAGCCAAUGGUGGGGCGUCGACCUCGGGAGCGAGGUGUAUGUGCGCUACGUGCGGCUGCAGAACCGCAACGACUGCUGCCCGGAGCGGCUGACGGACGUCGACAUCUAUCUCGGCUCGACGGCGGAGACGUACACGGGCAACGCGCUGGUGAACAUCGCCGUCGACCCCGCCGCCAUCCGUGUCACCGUCGCCGCCGCCUCCCUCGGCAUCGCCCUCGCCGCCGCCGCCGUCCGCCUCACCAUCGCCACCGAAGCCACCCGCCUCACCAUCGCCGCCGCCUCCUUCCGCAUCGCCGUCGCCACCGCCUCCGUCCGCCUCGCCCUCGCCGCCACCUCCUUCCGCCUCGCCGUCGCCACCGCCUCCGUCCGCGUCGCCCUCGCCGCCGCCACCCUCCGCCUCACCAUCUCCGCCGCCUCCGUCCGCCUCGCCCUCGCCGCCGCCUCCCUCGACCUCGCCGUCACCACCGCCUCCGUCCGCCUCGCCCUCGCCGCCGCCUCCCUCCACCUCACCGUCACCACCGCCUCCGUCUCCACCCCCGCCCUCGCCGCCGCCUCCCUCCUCGCCGCCGUCCCCGCCUCCCUCCUCGUCGCCGUCCCCGCCUCCCCCGUCUUUGCCUGA
Emiliania huxleyi CCMP1516 is the source of this 3381-nucleotide messenger RNA. RefSeq lists its product as hypothetical. The transcript has 5 exons. Bases 1 to 3381 code for a protein of 1126 amino acids. The record is from RefSeq and is a predicted model, not a curated record. NCBI's taxonomy places the organism in Eukaryota, Haptophyta, Isochrysidales, Noelaerhabdaceae.